Messenger RNA from Protopolystoma xenopodis, 333 nucleotides. Lineage: Eukaryota; Metazoa; Platyhelminthes; Monogenea; Polystomatidea; Polystomatidae. The record is from the annotation of a GenBank genome assembly.
AUGCAUUCGAAACUCGAUAGUAGGACUCGUUAUCCGUGCUCUGGUGGUGCUGCUUCUAAUGGAACAGUUGCCCCGUCGUUGAUCUUCAACUACAGCGCUCCGUCGCCUCGUCAAGUUGCCCGAACAACUUGUGCAGCUGUCGUUGCUCGCGACUUGCUGCAUUUGUCAGACACCACAUCAUCUCUUUCUGCACGGUCUAAUCAGAGUUCCAAUGCUGGGGCGGAAUCUGAAUCCGAACCGCCGCGGCAUCGGCACAAGCAUCGGCGGUCUCACGUUCAACAGGUGAUGACUACUCUGAACUGUAUAUUUUUUUUAGUAAACUACUAUUUUUGA